ACUCUCAGAAGCGCAGCCAUGGCCGACCUCUUCUCUUUCUCUCUCCACUUUUAAUUUUUAGGGUUUUAUUUUUUCCUUUUUCUUCUGACAAUCGUGAUGCAUAUAGCGAUCACAACUUCAUCAUCUUCAUCUGCAAUUCUUAGAGCUUCUUCUAGAGUUCGUUUCUCAAAACCCUCUUCUCUUUUUCUCUCUAGAGCUUCAUUUCCAUCUUUGCCGUUCAGAUCGCUGAGCACGUCAUCGGCGUUCCGUUCUGUUUCACGGUGGAGUCACGGUGUUGGCUGGAAAUCAUCUCUCACUCUUAGGGCUCAGAUCGGAACCGUUACUCCUGUCCUUCAACAGUUUCAACGAAACAUCGUUUCCAUGGCUUCUGAAAAUCCUUUCAAGGGCAUAUUCACUACUCUCCCCAGGCCUGGAGGAGGCGAGUUCGGAAAGUUUUACAGUCUUCCUGCUCUAAAUGAUCCUAGGAUCGACAAGCUCCCAUAUUCUAUCAGGAUUCUUCUGGAGUCUGCCAUACGCAAUUGUGAUAACUUUCAAGUUACCAAGCAUGAUGUUGAAAAGAUUAUUGACUGGGAAAACACUUCACCAAAGCAAGUGGAGAUUCCAUUUAAACCUGCUCGUGUUCUCUUACAGGAUUUUACUGGAGUUCCAGCUGUAGUUGACCUUGCUUGUAUGCGAGAUGCAAUGAACAGGCUUGGUGGUGACUCUAAGAAGAUCAACCCAUUGGUGCCAGUAGACCUUGUGAUCGACCAUUCCGUUCAGGUUGAUGUCGCAAGGAGUGCAAAUGCUGUCCAAGCAAACAUGGACCUUGAAUUUCAGCGCAACAAUGAGCGGUUUGCCUUCCUUAAAUGGGGAUCACAUGCCUUCGACAACAUGCUUGUUGUUCCUCCUGGUUCUGGUAUUGUUCACCAGGUCAAUCUGGAGUAUCUUGGUCGAGUUGUCUUCAACACUGAUGGGCUUCUAUAUCCUGAUAGUGUUGUUGGAACUGAUUCCCACACAACGAUGAUCGAUGGAUUGGGAGUGGCUGGCUGGGGAGUAGGAGGAAUUGAAGCAGAGGCAACAAUGCUUGGACAGCCCAUGAGCAUGGUAUUGCCCGGUGUUGUUGGAUUCAAGUUGUCUGGAAAGUUGCAAAAUGGUGUAACAGCUACCGAUUUGGUGUUAACCGUGACCCAGAUGUUGAGAAAGCAUGGCGUUGUUGGCAAAUUUGUUGAGUUCUUCGGUGAGGGUAUGCGUGAACUGUCAUUGGCUGAUAGAGCAACUAUUGCAAAUAUGUCACCGGAGUAUGGUGCAACCAUGGGUUUCUUCCCGGUAGAUCACGUCACGUUGCAGUACCUUAAAUUAACAGGAAGAAGUGAUGAUACCGUGGCGAUGAUUGAAGCAUACUUGCGAGCAAACAAAAUGUUUGUCGAUUAUAGUGAGCCUCAACAAGAGAAAGUUUACUCAUCUCAUCUACAACUGGAUCUAAGUGAUGUUGAACCCUGUAUUUCUGGUCCUAAACGGCCUCAUGACCGUGUUCCCAUAAAAGAAAUGAAGACCGACUGGCAUUCAUGUCUUGAUAACAAAGUUGGAUUUAAGGGCUUUGCUGUACCGAAGGAGGCACAAGACAAAGUCAUCAGCUUUCCAUUUAAUGAACAAACUGCUGAACUAAAGCAUGGUAGUGUUGUGAUAGCCGCCAUCACAAGUUGUACAAACACAUCUAACCCUAGUGUCAUGCUUGGGGCUGGUCUUGUUGCAAAGAAGGCUUGCGAACUUGGUUUGGAGGUUAAGCCAUGGGUAAAAACAAGCCUUGCUCCUGGUUCUGGGGUUGUUACAAAAUACUUGCUCCAGAGUGGUCUGCAAAAGUACUUGGACCAACAGGGAUUCAAUAUAGUGGGCUAUGGCUGCACAACGUGUAUUGGGAACUCCGGAGAUCUACAUGAGUCGGUUGCCUCUGCAAUUGCAGACAAUGAUAUUGUUGCUGCAGCAGUGCUUUCCGGAAACCGAAACUUUGAAGGACGUGUUCAUCCUCUGACACGAGCCAACUAUCUUGCUUCACCUCCUUUGGUUGUGGCUUAUGCUCUUGCUGGCACGGUUGACAUCGACUUCGAAAAGGAGCCAAUUGGAACUACAAAGGAUGGAAAGAGUGUGUAUUUCAAGGAUGUUUGGCCGAGUAACGAAGAAAUUGCUGAGGUGGUCCAGUCAAGUGUGCUGCCCGAUAUGUUCAAGAGUACCUACGAGGCUAUCACACAGGGAAAUCCAAUGUGGAAUAAGUUAUCCGUCCCUUCAUCCAGUCUCUAUUCGUGGGACCCUAAGUCAACCUACAUUCAUGAACCGCCGUAUUUCAAGGACAUGACCAUGGACCCACCAGGUCCACAUGGAGUGAAGGAUGCUUAUUGCCUGCUCAAUUUCGGUGAUAGUAUCACCACCGACCAUAUUUCUCCAGCAGGCAGUAUCCAUAAGGAUAGCCCGGCUGCCAAGUUCCUCCUUGAGCGUGGGGUUGACCGUAAGGACUUUAACUCUUAUGGUAGCCGUCGUGGGAACGAUGAAGUAAUGGCGAGAGGAACGUUUGCGAAUAUCCGCAUUGUUAACAAGCUAUUAAAUGGGGAGGUGGGCCCUAAGACCAUUCACAUUCCCACAGGAGAGAAGCUUUCUGUGUUCGAUGUAGCAACGAGGUAUAAAGAGGCUGGGCAGGACACUAUUGUUUUGGCUGGAGCUGAAUAUGGAAGCGGCAGUUCCCGGGACUGGGCUGCCAAGGGUCCAAUGUUACAGGGAGUGAAAGCGGUUAUAGCGAAAAGUUUUGAGAGAAUCCAUCGCAGUAACCUGGUUGGAAUGGGCAUCAUCCCAUUGUGUUUCAAGGCUGGGGAAGAUGCAGACACUCUAGGGUUGACUGGCCAUGAACGUUACACAAUAGACCUACCAUCAAAAGCCAGCGACAUAAAGCCUGGUCAAGAUGUUACGGUUACAACCGACAAUGGUAAAUCUUUCACAUGUACAGUGCGAUUUGACACACAGGUAGAGUUGACUUACUUUGACCAUGGUGGAAUCCUUCCAUAUGUAAUCAGGAACCUGAUAAAGAAAUAGAAGCCAUGGUUGGAGUUCCAAAAUGCUACACUUUGUGUUUUUGCAUUCUGAAUAAAAGAGUUGUGUUCUUCCUGUACUUGUUGGUAAGAUUGAAGAUUUUGGUAGCACUGCUGUUUCCCGUAGGAGUCUGGGCCGUGUCUCGGUCCCAGUGUGGCUGAUCAUCCUUUCGAACCAGAUACUGAUCAUCACGGCAGUAAUUAACAAAUGUUUGCCAAAACAAUGAAGGAUUUGAGUUAUUUAUUCAUGCUAUUUUCAAUGCUUUAGCUUUUAAUGCAACUUUGACUUUCCAAUUUAAACAUGUCUUUUGAGAAGGAGAGAUCAUAUGCACGCCUAUUUAUAUCAGAAUCAGAUCAAUUAUA
This is a messenger RNA of Cynara cardunculus var. scolymus (artichoke), 3416 nucleotides long. Its product is annotated as aconitate hydratase, cytoplasmic-like. The transcript has 20 exons. NCBI's taxonomy places the organism in Eukaryota, Viridiplantae, Streptophyta, Magnoliopsida, Asterales, Asteraceae. Gene Ontology annotation, molecular function: 4 iron, 4 sulfur cluster binding; aconitate hydratase activity. The record is from RefSeq and is a predicted model, not a curated record. Gene Ontology annotation, biological process: citrate metabolic process; tricarboxylic acid cycle. Gene Ontology annotation, cellular component: mitochondrion; cytosol. Bases 97 to 3057 code for a protein of 986 amino acids.